Molecule: messenger RNA, 831 nt
Organism: Juglans microcarpa x Juglans regia
Lineage: Eukaryota; Viridiplantae; Streptophyta; Magnoliopsida; Fagales; Juglandaceae
Product: vegetative cell wall protein gp1-like
Exons: 3
Coding region: 1-657 (218 amino acids)
Source: RefSeq, a predicted model, not a curated record
AUGGCUCUCCCGCGUGCCGUGCUCUUGCUAACCAUAUUGUCACUCACCCUCAUAGCAUCCUCCAUUAAUGCUCAAGUUCCACCCUCCAGCUCCCAGCCGCCAACCAACAUGGCUACUCCCCCACCAACAACCAUGGCCACCCCGCCACCAAGCGCUGCAACUCCUCCUCCAACCUCGCCCCCAGCCACAGCACCAAGUACUGCUUCAAUGCCUUCCCCUCCCCCAAGCCCAACAAGCUCAGAGAGCCCAACAUCUAACGCACCAUCUUCACCCUCUGCGCCUGAACCACCAUCAUCAAUGCCUCCAUCUCCUCCUUCCCCAUCACCAACCCCGCCACCAAGCGCUGCAACUCCUCCUCCAACCUCGCCCCCAGCCACAGCACCAAGUACUGCUUCAAUGCCUUCCCCUCCCCCAAGCCCAACAAGCUCAGAGAGCCCAACAUCUAACGCACCAUCUUCACCCCCUGCGCCUGAAUCACCAUCAUCACCUCCAUCUUCUCCUUCCCAAUCACCAGCAGCAGAACAGACUCCAGGUCCCACGGGGAUGGCACCAGGAAAUGCUCCGGCCUCACCCAACGACGGCAGUAAUGUUUUUGUUCAUGGAAGCAGCAUGGCCUUGGUGGUAGCAUUGUUUGGAGGGUUUGCACUCCUUGUUUGAUGACAUUCAUGAUGAUCUGGCUCAUUAUUGUUUAGAAUCAUUGUUCGUAGCUGUUCCAUUUGUGAUUUUGUGAAGGGAGGAGGUGGAUUUGGAGAUAUAUCAGAUAUUACAGGUAUUUGUUCUUAGUAUAUUUUGAGUACUUAGCAGAAUAAGAGGGACCUUGGGAUUCCUAUU